Messenger RNA from Suillus bovinus, 1554 nucleotides. RefSeq lists its product as uncharacterized. The record is from RefSeq and is a predicted model, not a curated record. The transcript is spliced from 3 exons. Bases 485 to 1438 code for a protein of 317 amino acids. NCBI's taxonomy places the organism in Eukaryota, Fungi, Basidiomycota, Agaricomycetes, Boletales, Suillaceae.
GUGAAACUGUUAAAAGAGAAAAAUAGCUGUUUUUUUUUCAGCGUCUCUGUACAUGUCGUGUCCCAUCCUCGUGUCCCAUGCAUCCGAGCCGGCGUGCUAUACGUUAUUGCUGGGAAUUCUAAUACACGUUCAUUGAGCGCAAACUAUGAGCUCGAGGUAUGAACCAGCAGAACACGCGAUGCAUCCGUUGGGCCGGCUUGUAGCAACUGUUCCACACAGUUGGUUGGUUGUUGCAUAUUCCACCUUUGUGGUGCAAGCGGGGCGACAUCAAUAACAUUAUUAUUCCAGGUGGGUAAUCAGAACAAUCGCCAGAGCAUCCACAUUUGAUUCGUUUUCAGAUAUUGCUUUGUGGUUGUGGAUGUGCAAUCAUAGUGAAUCCACAGCACUCGAACCUUUAAAUACUGAAAUGCAGACUCCCUGCAUCGUCAGACCUACCUCCUCAUAUUCUUUGCAACUGUACAUUGCUUAUUUCCAAACAUAAAUCAUGAAUUCGUUCAAGAAGAUUUUCCAAAAGUCUAACGACGACCAGAAUGCGUCGCUUAAGCAUUCUAGAUCGAUGCCAUACGGACUUUCUUCAGAAAAGAGGAAGUGCGAGCCUCUUCGUGACGAUUCUUCCAAACGCGCAUACCGUGGCAAGACUCCUCUUAAGAAGUCCGACAUCGUGUACGUCGAGCAAGCUCCAGGGAUGUUCGAGGUCUAUCACGGCAAACUGUCGCAACACACCUACUACCAUGGGCCAACUCACGCAAAUUCUGACCCACGCACGGACUUGCUGCCCAAGUUUCCCCAUUCCCCGGAACAAACUGAGGGCCUCCCUCGCAGCGGUUUCAGAGCGCUUUCUUUAAACUCAAAGAAUCUCAGGCGCCAAGUGUCUAUCCAUAAUUUUGAUGCAGGUAGUCGACAAGCCUACCCGCCCAUCUCUCACAGAAACCAGAGUGUCAGACAGGAAGAACGUAUUCGCGCCAAGUCCACCGCUGGUCGCUCGAACAUCCCUCAUCCCUCCGCUCCUGUUCCCCCUGUUCCCAACCCCCAUUCCCUUCAUCCAGCACUCUCGCGCCUCCCACACAGCUCACGCGUAAACAUUCGUGAAGUUCCAUCUCAUGUCGCUGUCCCCCAGACCUCCUGGGCUUACUCUAAAUACGAGGAGAUUUUACACGAGCGGGACCCUGCCGUACUCCGUGGGAUGAUCAAUCGUUAUCCCUUAACGCCUGUUUGCAGCGAACGUUGCCCAGAAGACAUGCGUCCCAUACAUUUUGACAUGGACGAGCCGCAGCGUACCCAGAUGACACUUCAACAGUGCAUCCAUACGGCAUUGACCCAAGGCCGUCCGCUCGAUGUACGCGCUGGUGGCCGUUACCACCGCAUCGUCGAUGCGAGUGAAGUAGGCAUCGUUCCAGAAAUUGGAACCGAUUGGUCUCGGCAGGGUGGUCGUCGGUGAUUUGUGAGGACGGAGGUUAGUUUGUGAAGAGCGUUUUGGUGCUGGUUCACCUGUAUACGUAUUCCGUGUCGCGUGUUAUGUAUAUGUAUAUGUAUAUGAUUUAUAGAGAGCGUUAU